Messenger RNA from Agrilus planipennis (emerald ash borer), 1673 nucleotides. Its product is annotated as heterochromatin protein 1. Gene Ontology annotation, biological process: negative regulation of transcription by RNA polymerase II; chromatin organization. The transcript is spliced from 4 exons. The coding region runs from base 283 to 1212 and encodes 309 amino acids. Gene Ontology annotation, cellular component: pericentric heterochromatin. NCBI's taxonomy places the organism in Eukaryota, Metazoa, Arthropoda, Insecta, Coleoptera, Buprestidae. The record is from RefSeq and is a predicted model, not a curated record. Gene Ontology annotation, molecular function: chromatin binding.
UGCUAUUUUGCUGGUGACGAAACGGCCAUCUUGUAGCGUCAAAUUUUACGGUCAACGGACGAAAGGUGUUUAUGUUAUUUUCAAAUACUCAGAUUCAUUCUUAUCAGAUUAUUGGUUGAUUUUUAGCAACGGAGUGUUGUACUAUAUUGUCAUUAUUGUGCUUUAGAGUCCGGUGUCAUUCAUAUAUACUUGUUCCCAAAAGAAUAACAUAAGGUAAAUGACUGCCUACCCAUAAUUUAUUUAAAAAAUAACUGUAAUAAGUGUAAAGAGUUUUAAUUAUCAAUGAGAAAAGUAAGUAUGAAACGUCGAAGCAAAAACGACAAGAAAAAUGCUAACGAAAAAACUGGGCAAAAAAAUGGUGUAAAUGAGGAAUGUCACGAAAAAGAAGAAACACAAUCUGAUUCGGAUGUAUCUACAGAUUAUGAAACCAGUCUAGAAUUAGAGAAAAAGAAGAAAAAGAAGACGGAAAAGGAUCAGGUAGAACGGUCUGAAAAAAAUAAGAAGAAGAAAUCUGAAGAAGAGCUUAAGGAUGAAAAUGAUGAACCUGCAAGUAAGAAAAAACGAAAAUCUGAGAAACGGAAAAGUGUUUCAUUUUCUAAAAGGCAUGAUGUAUCAGAAUCAGAAACUGAGAAGGAAUCAGAAACAGAAGAGGAAGAUGGCCAAUUUGAGGUUGAAGCAGUACUUGAUGACAAAAAGAUUAAAGGUGUUUUGCAUUAUUUGAUCAGAUGGAAAGGUUAUGGGCCAGAAAGUGAUACAUGGGAGCCCGAAUCAACCUUGCAUUGUGAUGAUUUAAUUGCUGAGUACCGAAGUACUUCUAAAUCAAGUGAUAAAAAAAUGAAACCUUUAAGAAAGGAAAUAAAAACAAAGAGAACCAAGGAUUCUGAAAACAACUGGGAUAAAAAUGAACAGUUUGAGGUUGAAAGAAUAUUAGAGGUUCAUUUUAAAAGAAAUGGUGACAGAGAAUUUCUGGUUUCAUGGAAAGGCUAUCCAGCUUCAGAUAAUUCCUGGGAGCCUGAGGAAAAUCUUCAGUGUCCAGAUCUCAUUGAAAAGUUCAUGUUAAAAGUUGCACAAGCUAAAAAUAUUGACCAAAAAGAACUAAGGGAAUUUAGAAAACCGACUGAAAGGCUUACUUUAAAUAUGCAGGAAACAUCAAGGCGUCUAAGUAGAAGACUUCGUGGCAAGCAAAGGGUUCAUUACCAUGAUGCGGAAUAAUAUCGAGAUUGAAAUGGAUUCAUUUGGUAUUUUAAUUACAGAUAGAUCAUAUUUGUAUUAGUAACAUUAGGUUGUAAUUAUUUUCACUUUAUGUUGUUGUGUCAAUCAUACGUCUAAAAUAGUUGUCUUACAUAAUAUCAUUAUUUUAUAUAAUAUAUUCGUAAAAAUGUGCAUGAAUAAUUAUUACGUUCUAGUUUUAACUAGUUCAUAGUAUGUUUAUUUUAUUCUAUUUAGUAAUAAUUAAAAAUUAAAUUUUCCAUUCAAAAAUUUACUGUUUGUCUUCUAUUUUUAGUAGUUGUUAAGUUGUGCUUAUCCCAACGCUUAAAAAAUACUUUUUUUUUCAUUGGCUUGUGGCCAUACUGUUUAACUAUAGGAGGUUUACAUAAAAUUGUUAAAAUAUGGUACUUUAAGUAUGUUACAUCACUACUUCCCGAAUAAAAAUUACAAUCAUUUGCUGAUAA